AAACUGCAAACUACCUCAUCGUUGACACUCUCCAAUCAACUAUCACAUCCAAAACCUGCUUUUUGACAGUUCUCUAUAGCUAACAAACGGCAAUAUCAAACAAAUAUCAAGCGAGGCAGGGUUCAAACUAGUCAAAUUCACCGAAUAAUUAUCAUCAACUUCAACAUGGCUGUUCAAGCAGUAACAAAUGAUGGUUUCAUUGAUAUUACCAUCACGACAUUCUCGUCACCCGAACCUGAUAGCCGGGGGCGAAAGCGACGACGCAGUCCGCCAGAAACUCUAGCAAUUACAACGAACCGACUUCCAUCGACAGAUUCUACUACUUUCCGAGGGCGCUGCAGACAUAGGUCGUCCUCGAGACUUGAUGUUUCACGAAACACAUCACGACUCAGAAGUGGCUCAUUGUCCCCGAUCCGUAGGAAGCUCAUCUGCGCCAUCCAACUAAAUCGCCAUAGAAGCCAAUCACCAUCUAGGUCCCGUUCAAUGAACGGCCAGGAAUCUUCGAAGCGAAGGCGGCAAAGGACACGAAGCCGAAGCCGGGACCACGGAGGCGAAUCAAAGAAAGCUGGCGAGCCUAUCGUGACUUCAUUUCUUCGUCACGAGAUCGUGAUCCGCAACGAUGGUCCGUCCCAGAAGGAGAAAUAGGAUGGAUAGCUUGACCGAAGCUCGAAAGCUCGAGCCCUGGCUCUUCGACUAUACAAAGCCAAUAGUGUCCCCAGCUGAGCGGGAUGUAGUACAGAAAGGAUGAUAUGACGUUGUGUUGGGAUACAGUCGUCAAGACCUGUACAACAGAAGCAUCGCCAGCUGACUCGCAGGGCCGAGUCAAAUAUGACGAUCUUGAAUAUUACGCUGUCACGAAUACGACGGGAUUAAAUACGAGUAGAUGGAAAACAUCUUCG
Molecule: messenger RNA, 899 nt
Organism: Annulohypoxylon truncatum
Lineage: Eukaryota; Fungi; Ascomycota; Sordariomycetes; Xylariales; Hypoxylaceae
Exons: 1
Coding region: 166-645 (159 amino acids)
Source: RefSeq, a predicted model, not a curated record